Messenger RNA from Cinara cedri, 17618 nucleotides. Lineage: Eukaryota; Metazoa; Arthropoda; Insecta; Hemiptera; Aphididae. The record is from the annotation of a GenBank genome assembly.
AUGGGACGCCGGAAAGCACUAGGUAAGGAUUUUCAAUACACACUGCUGCAAUUAUUUAAUAUAUUAUUUUGAAUUCUGAAUAUAUCAAAGAUAGGAGCUAUUUGUUUUACUAAGAUGUGUGCUUCCUUCUCCUAGAAAACACUUUGAGUUAGACAUUAGUAAAAAUAAAAAUGUUCCAAAUUAUUCACACCAUAAUACAUAAUAUUUACAAGUUUUUUCCCCUGUGGUACCUAUCUUUAUCUUUAUUUGAAAACAGUUUAUAGAUUCCAAACAAAUUUUUUUUAAAAAGUUUUAAAUCUGACAACAAAAAUGUCAUAACUCAUAUCUACAUUGGUUUUAUUUUAGUUGAUUUCUGGCUUAUCCGGUCUACAAAAUAGAAAACAAUCCUAAUACUAUAACUCUAUUUGGGUAGAUACUAAUAUCUAAUGUACUGAGCUUCAAUCGGAAAUGAUUUGUUAUUAUUUCAGUGCCCAUAUAGGUACGUAUCUUAAACUAAAUUAUUGGUACCUACCCUAUAAGUACUUACCUUCAGUGCUUGAUUUGAGGGGGGCUGAGUACCUCAACUCAUUUUUUGGAUAUUCUAGCUUACCCCUACUUUUGUUUAAAAGAGAAAAGGAUAAGACGGGUUAUUAUUUAAGAUUACUUAAUUUAUAAAAUUGCUCAACCCGCAUAUAUCAUCUUAGACUAACUAACUAGCAAUAUAGCAAAAUGUACCUUACUUAGACUGCGUAGAACUAACUUAAUUUUGACUUUACAGUAAAAGCGCCUACUAUAAAAAUAAAAGAGAACAUUAUUUCAGAGGAAACGUGGUGCAUUUCUUUGUUUCAAUUCAUUUUUUGAAAUGUUACAAUCAUUUAAAAACGAUUUAUUAGUUUUAAUUUCUAAACGAUGUAUUGAACGUUGUAUUCGGAAUAUUAAUUAGAAUACUAGGAUUGCAACGUCUUGCUCUCCAGGGUACUGUUUUCUUUAAUAUUAUAAUAAUUGAUUUCACUCUAAAACUACAAUCAAGCGAGUUUUACGCAGUCUGCGUAAGGUAGAUUUUGUAAUAUAGCCCGUUAGUUGGACUGAGACAGCACAUACGAGUAUAACAUCCUUUGAACACAAAAAUCUAAAGGGAGAAAUUGUAUAAAAAGAGGUAAUGUGAGGGAUAUUAAAAUGUUAGGGACACUUUAGUUAGAUUACCUACCUCUACUACUUUAUUCCCAAGUCAAUCAUUGCUUACCUUUAACCAGGAGUGCCACAUAGGGAGUUGUUGGGGGCACUGCAGUACCCCAUAACAAACCGGGGUUGUAAGAAAAAUUGGUAAGAGCCGGGUAUACUGUAUAUGAGUAUUUAAAAUAGUGAGCUACCCAAUUGACAUUUUAAAAACCGGGUGCCUAUGCCUAUAACCAGAGGCUUCAAUACUUUUUCGUACUGUACACUUUAUAUCAAACCAUACUAUCAUAAAGCCCCUCCUCCCGGAAUUAUGGUGGGGGGAGUUUUGAUCAGCACAUCAAUGAAAAAACAACCACUCGUAAGUUAAUUACAAUUUGCAUUUUCAUGUAAAUUUUAUAUGUAUUCAUUUUAACAUAUAGCCCAUUUUUUUUUUUUUUUUUUAAUGGGUUCUAAAUCAAUAUAGUACCUACCUUACAGACGUUAUUUUAGAUUUUCUUAGAGGAACUAAAUUAGUGUAAUUAUUUUUUUGCUUCUAUAAAAUAUCUCAAAACAAUUUUAAAAAAUAAUAAACAAAUAAUACAAUCUACUUAUCAUGAAUAUAAUAAAUAUUAAUUACACAAAUGAUCAGUUUUGAUCCGGUUUUGAUUAUAAUGUAUAACCUACCUAUAAAUUAAACAUCGAUAAUAAAACUAACUUUAAUCUAUUCUGGGUCUUCAUCAUCUUAGAAAUAAUAUGUGAUAAUUGUCGAUGCAUUACAGCUUAACUUGUUGUUACAUAAAAAUGUAAUUAAGAUGCAUUUUAGAAUUUUUUUUCUCCAAUACAAAUUAUUAAAAGUGCAAACAAAUGUAAAAUCAAAAAAUAAUAAACAUAAAUAUCAUGAUAUAUAGCUGCUACACAAAGUAACUAUAACUACACAAAGUGCGUCAUACUCAUACUACACACAAUUUUAGUCCCUGCCUAUAAAAGUACCCAUAGUACUAAAGAUGUCUGAUUUUUAUAUUUUAGGUUUUCAAUUUAUUAUUAUUGUGUGCCGUUUUUUUUUCUUUAUAGAACUCUGUCUCCGUCUUACAAAUAAGUGACCUAUUAAAGUUUUUUUCGAAAAUUUAAUUUUGAAACGAGAUAAAAAUCAUUUUUAAAUUGUAAUAUUUCACAUAUUUAUUACUUAUACUUAUAUCUCGCUUAAAAUUAUAGAUAACGAAAAAUCACCGUAACAACACAGAUGACGCUUUUCCCAUUAAUUUUAAUAAUAGUCAAUACUGAAUUUACUGUUGAAACUAACAACCCAAAAUUGGUUCUACUGAACGCAAAUUUGCUGAACACAAAUUUGGGCAUUUGUAUGAUAGAGAAAACAAGUGCGUGUAUAUAGCAUAUUCUUAAUAUAAUACGUCAUUUUUUUGUAGAUAUUUUUAUACGUAUCUCUCAUAGGGCCAUACUCAGCUUUGUCGGGUCCCGGGAAAACUAAAUAUUCCGAGCCCUUUUAUUUGUUAAGAGUUAGUCUUGAUUUUUAAUUGGCAAUUUUUUUUGUAGGCCCGGGUCCUUUAAAAAUAGACUUAGGACCCGGACAAAUGACCCGAGAAAGUACGGUUCUGUUCGUAGAAAUAAAUUGUCUAUCAUUUUCUGGCUUUUCUUAAAUGUAAAUUUAAAUCUACAAAAAAUAAUAUUAAUAAUUGUAUAAUAAUUGUUUAACGUUUAAUUGCAGUGUUUUUUUUUUUGGAAAUAUUCCUAACUAUUACUGACUGUUCCUCGAACAACAAACGGUACGACAUUUGCAGGCCGUUUAAUCAGAAAAAAGUUAUUUAUACCACCGUCGGAUCCCGGGGAACCGUUUAUGCUAAGAACGACAGUAAUUUAUUCAACCUGAACUAUUCUAAACUGAACGUAACUAUCGUUAGAUGGGUGAUGGGUAAAUACACUGCAGCUAGGCAAUUUAUUUGUACAACAUGCACCGUGUUACAGGAGAGUUUCUCCAGACAAUGUUCUUUGCACAUUCUUUCGUGCCCGUCCUGCAUGGUCAACUUGCGUUUCAAAGACGUAAACUUAACGUGCAGUAAAGAAGGUGUCUGCAAUUCGGUAUGUAUCGUCGAGCCGCCCUAUUUGAUACUACGGUCCCUAAAAUGCGUCGAUGGAACUGCGAAAAAUAAUUCGUCGAUCCACUAUAAGUCGUUGACCAGUCAAGUGAAUUUGAAUUUCGUGUCUAGAUAUCCGUACAGACACGCGUUUACAGCGGAAUACCUCAUCACCAGUAAAUGCAUAUUCCUUAUAGUAAUUAUUGUGAUAUUUAUGAAUUAUUAUGGGUAACAUUCUUUGAUAUUUUAUUUUUAAAAAUAUUUUGGUUUUAUAGGCAGUAAUUAUUUAGGUAUUUUUUUUAAAAACGUCUAGUACAUUUUCAUACGAAUGUUAAUAAAAUUAAAAAAAGAAAUAAUAUUGUUGAUGUAUGCGCCACUGUUGUAGGUGGAUGGUUGAGAAGGUAGAAUAUAUAAAGUAGUUUAAUUUAUAUCUGUAAGUAAUAAAAAAUCUUUGUUAAUAAAAAUAUUAUGAAUAAAUUAAAAUUAAUUUUGAUUUUCCCAAAAGGUUUCCCAAUAAAUGAGAAAAACGGGAAAAAAUAUAACCUAACCUAACCGCGGAGAACAGGAAAAUAGGUACAAUAUUAAACAAAUAUUAUCAAAGGAAAUGUUUAACGCAAAUUGAACAUUGCAAUUAUUUUAUUAACACAUGACAUAAAUAAUAUCGUUAACAAGUAACACUAUUAACCGAACUUCGCUCAGAAUCAUUUUUUCAUUAGCAAUGGUUAAUCGCUGUUUACAGAUAUAUAUUAAAUUCCCAUCUAUAUCCUACCUUCCCAUCUUCUUACCUACACUAGUGACUGCACAUGUCCCCAUUAUCCUAGGAUAGUUUUUUUUGUUUGACCACUAAAUACAACUUACUUAACUUCUUGUUAAUUUUAAAAUAUUUCUGUUGCGUCAAAUAAUUAUAUCCACAUGUUUCACAAACAUAAAAUGACUAUAAAUAGUUCAAAAAUAUUUUCUGAGUAUUUUUAACAGAAUUGCAACGAAAAAAAAAAAAUUAAAAAUAAUAAAACCAUUAAUUCCCUAAACUUUCUCGUUUUUCCUACCUCUAUUUCCGGUUCUGUGAAAUUAGUGAAAAAAAUAUAAUGGAAAUAAAACGAAUUUCAUACUCAACAUCUAGAUUCAAAAUGCCAAAAAAAAGGUAUCUUGUUUUUUUUUUUUAAUGGAGCAACAUGUCCGAUAGAAAACAAACCGUACAAAUUUAAAAUUAUUGUAUGUUAUAAAUUUGUUCAUUUUCAUUCUACAUUUUUCCCGAGUUUUCGUAAUUACAAUUAAAACUGCUUGGAAAAUAAAAAAAUACUUACUUACCUACUAACUAGAUCUAAAAUUAAAGAAAAAAGUCUCGUGUUAUUUUUCGAUUGAAGCAAGUUUUCUGGUCGAAAAGUUGUUCACAGACAAAAAAAAUAUCACAUAUAUAGAAAUAUCAAAACACUCCUCGUUGCGCUCACAAUUUAAUAUAAUUUUAAAUUCAUAUGGUGCAAUGGUUUUACUAUAUCAAGUACUUUUUUCUUCAAAAGUAAAAGAGAAGUUGUCAAUAACUUUUCUUUUAAAAUUCUUGCUUCAAUUAUAAAAAUCAAAGGUGUUUUUAGUAGACAAUUUAGCCAUAAUUUUUGCUUUUUUAAAGUAUUUAAGUACUUUUUUCGACUUUUUUGACGUUUUUAAGCGCCUGUUUGUGGAUUAUAAAAGAAUAUAAUUCCGGUCUCGAUUUUUUUUUUUAUUUAUUUAUUUGAAUACGAAUUCAAAACGACGAAUUAACACAGAAGAGUUGAGACAUAGAUAAACGACAAUGAUACAGAAAUAAACAAUUAUAAACCUUUAAAUAAAAAAGCCUAUUUAUUUAGGUUUCUAUUUAUUACUAACUACUAUACAUUAAUAGGAAACACUCAGUUGGCGGAAAUAAAACCAGAAUUCAACAAUAAAGCGAAUAUUUCAUUUGGAGGAUACGUCAGUACUCCGUUUUUUCCGAUUUCGUAUCCGAACGACUUGACAUUUGAACAGGUGAUCAACUGCAAAGCUUCUGUGACAUGUCUGAUACAUUUGAUAUUUGUGGAUUUUCAAAUAGCCGAAGAGUCCAUUAUCGAGGUUGGUAUAAUAUAAUUUGGGUAAUUCUUUUUAAUAUUAUAAUAUUAUACAUAGUUAAUAUCUUGGAUAAGGUAUAGCUUCAAGCAUACAACUAUAGACACCUCUGGAUACUCUAUAUUAUAGAGUCUAUAGUGCGCAGUUCUAUAACUUGAAUUAUAUUGAUAAAUUAUUUACAUUUUUACAAUAAGAGCAAUGUAAAAAUAAUAUAAAGCUAUAAUAUGAUUAAAAUUUAAGUAACUAAUUUUAAAUUAUAUAUUAUUUUAUAAUAUACAUAAUGAUAUACAUCAGUAUAUAUUUAUUAGCUGUAUUACCCAUACAUUUUUUUUUUUUAGUUUUGAUUGAAAUAUUUAGGUAGGGGAGAGGGAGCACAUGAGACAUUACAUUUUUAAAUAGACACAUGUCAUUCAAUUUGAAUUGUAUAAAAAUAGUUUUUGUUGUUUUUUUUUUUUUAAACAAACGUGCAUUUUAGUAUAUUGUUAUUCUCUAUAUAAUUUUUUAAAUUUGUUUUUUUUAUGUAUCAUUUUUUACAAAGUAUUUCCUCAGUCAGAUUUCCUUUUAGAAAAAAUACUAUCAUUGUAAAUCGGAGCAAAAUUUCCGCUAGAAAAGUUAUUCACAGGAAAAAAAGGCUGUAAUAUUUUUUCACCCAAUAUCUACAUUUCGUACAUUUUCCCUUUUGUCUUCUUUUUAUCCAAUUUAUUAGGGAAACUUCUGGGAAAAUCUAAAAAUGAUCUCUCCAAGUACCGCCCCAGUCAGAUUUCCUUUUAGAAAAGUGAAAAAAAAAUAAACAUAUUUGUAAAACCAUAAACUUCUUCAUUCCACUUAGAAUCUAAAAACAAUAAUAAUAUGAUAGUUAAAAACCUUUUUAUAUAAUAUUAUAAUAUUUUCAGUUUUGAAAAUUGUGGUGUGAUUACAUUUUAAAGAAAAACAAAACAUAAUAUAACAAUUUGAUAGUUAAAGAAAAAAAACAAUGUGUCUUAUUUUACCCCGUCUUAUAGAAUCCCAUCCAUUUUAAGUUUAAUAGUUAAAAAAAGUACCUAAAAUGCAAAGUUUUAUAUGUGUAAUAAAUAUCAGAGUAAGAAUUUUUUUCUUCUUAAAUAUAUAUAUAUAUAUAUACCUUUAAAAGAAAUUAUACAACACAAAAAAACUGUUGUAUUUUUUCGUAUUGACAAUAAAAUUGCGGGAAAUGUUGAUAAACAUGACCCAAGUUAUCAGAAUCAAUAAACCGCUACAGAAUGGAAACGUUAUAUUUAACCAUGAACAUUAUCAACUUUAAUGUUCAUGCAUUUAACAUUACAUAUCGUUGCAUAUCGGUAUGAACUUCUAGAUUUUAUUUCUCUGAUAUUUAUUUACAUUGUCUCACUGUGUCCCAUUCUCCCUAUAAUUGUAUAGACAUUAGACUUAGUUUGCAAUCUUAGGAUGCAUUCAUGAUUCACUUCCAUAUAUGUAUAACUGUAUAAGUAUUAUUGAUAUGUAAUUCAAAAAAUACAUAUAAUUAUGUUUAAUUUAAAGACAAAAAAAUAAUAAUUUAACAAAUAUAUAAGAGUUUUCAACAAUAAUAAUUGGUUCGGUGCCUCGUCAGUAACGGUUUCAUAAAAUGUUUGUGCCCCCUUAAAGAAACCCAAAUAGUAUCCCUACAUAGUAGUGUACCUAUUGGUAUUAUUAUUAUAGUAUAAUAGUGUGUACAAUGUAUAGGUAUAGGCACAAAUAUUUGGAGGGGGCUUAAAAGUCGAUAAUACUGAUUAUGCGUAUGCCUAUACUUCCUUGUAUUUUCUUAAUAAGGACUUGAUUUGUGGGAAAAAGCACCACUUUUUGUUUGCACUUAUGAAUGUACCUAUAGGUACUUACUGAGGUAUUAAUUACUAUUAUUAUUAUUAUUAUUAUUUUUUGUUUAUAUAUUAUACGUAUUUGAAUUGUUCGUGGGCAGUUUUAUGAUUCGGACAGAAAAAGAUUAGGGGUAACCGGAGGUAUAACGUUUAGACCACCUGUGAUGUUAUCUUCCGGACCGAUGCUGUAUAUUAAGUUUUUCGCCAAUGCCGGAUCUUCAAUCGGAUACAAAGCACAAUAUUCAUGCGUCCAAGGUACACUUAUUUUACUCUAUCUUUUAAAAUAUAAUAAUUUCAGCGUAGUGAUUGAUUUUACUAUGAUGUGAUUUUCUUUUCUGAUUAAAUAACUUACGUGUAUACACCAGAAUUUGAUCAUCAAUUUUAGGGUAAGUAUCAACUUUAGGUUUGGUUGCAAAUUUUCUAGUCGGUGUAUUAGAUAGGUUAGUUUUUAAUUUUUUAAAAAAGUACCUACCAAAUAAAAAUUACAUAAAAAAAGUCGAAAAAUUAAAACGUCUAUAAAUAGCUAAAAAAAAGUGCUGAACAUUUACCACGUCUAGAAAAAAUAAAUAUAAGUUUUCUGUUAACAUUUUAUGUCCCUAUACGAAUAUUUGAACCUGAAUUACAACGAAAAAACAAAAUUGAAAAUAAUAAAAGCAUUAUUUUCGUAAAGUAACCCGUUAUUUCUACGUUUUUUCGGAUAUGUUCAAUUAUUAAUAAAACCACAGAGAAAAUAAAAAACCAACUAUCUUGGUUAUAAAUUAAAAAUUCAACAAAAAAAAUCUCUUGACGUUUUUCUAUUAUUUCAAAAACACCUUGGAACAUCAACAAAUUAUCUUCUCAGUGUACCAACAAGAGAAAAUAACUUUUGAGAAAAGGUGCUAUGGUCUAGAACUUAGGAACAAGUUUCCUGAUAUAAGUAGUUGGUAAGUUGUUCAAGAUAGAAAAAAUAUAAACUAAAAUAUUUACUUGUACAUCAUAGUAAAACCAAUAUACCCCUCGCUACGCUUCGAAUUUAAAAUGUGUAUCAUUAAAAAACAUGUUAUUAAAAAUUAGUAACUAAAAUCUGAUUAAAAUUUGUGAAAUAAUGAGUAUUUUUAAAUUUAAUGAAAAACGAAAGGAAUAAAACGUCGAAAGUGGUUGAUGGAUUUAAAUUUUGUUUUCACAAAUUUUUAAAAUAUUAACACAAUUAUAUUGUCAGUCCUAAAUAUGAAAAAUGGGAAGGAAAAUAUUAAUUUUACAAAAAAAUGUCUAAAAUGUAAUUUAUGUAUGAAUAAAAAUUAUUUAGGUGUAAUAUAAUAUUAUAUAAAAUAUAGCCAGGCCGCAAUUUACAUAGUAUAAUAUGAAUCCCUUUUUUAGGGGACGUAAUUUACCAACUCCGCCUCAUUAAGAAAACAACAAUAUUACCACUACUAGUUACUGAUUUUUCAACAUUUUUUUUUCAGGAAAUGUUCAAGAUUCCAUUUUAAAACCAAAUACGAGUAAGAAAAAAAUAAUAGACAUGUUAUUAUUUUAGCCAUUAGUACUCCAUAUACAGUUGCAUAGCAGAUUUUGAAUUUGAGGUAGCCAAUCACGUUUUUGCUUGAGACAUUGACGUAGAUUUGAGGUUUUGAACCUCCCAAAAAAUCUAGAAAAGCGUUUUCAUCAGUAUGCAUUUUAAUCUAAUUCCUACUUUAAACGAACAUGUAUACAAAAACUUAAUAAUCAAAUUAUUUAUAGAAUAUUCACUUGAUUAUACUUAAUUAUAGUAUAUUGUGUUAUGUCUUGGCAUAACUUAUAUAGUAUAACUAUAUUUAUUCUCAUUUGACAGUUGCAUCUUAGAAGAAUUUUAAAUAAGCACGUACUUUUAUCAUUUUUUGAUUGUUAUUAAUACUAAUAUUCUCUAUAAAUGUAAUAAUUUUCAAAAUAUCUUGGAUGUUUUUGAGUUAUUUGAAAUUCUUUAAAUUUACACGAAUAAAAUUGUUUUUAUCAGUUAAAAGUUUGAAAAUUAAGUACUAUAAUUUUAGUUGUGCUUUGUAAAUUUUACUUUUCGAAAUAAAUUGUAUGCUAUAGAAUGUCACAUUUUUGUGAUAUUAUCAAUCUUUUAUUUCUUGUUUAAAAUGACUUCGUAUAAGUUACAAACUUAAAGGUUCUAGCCAAAAUGUUCGGGAGGUUAAUAGAGAACAAAUUGAAUAUGAUUUUUUACAAGUCUGUAGCUAGACUAAAUUUUCGGGAGAGGUUUUCAAUUGAACUUUCUAUUAUUUUUAUUAUAAACAUAAAAGCAUUUAGGUAUCUUAAAAAUAACAAACAAUAAUUUUGAAUAUGAAAAUUGACGGUAGGGGGUUACGUACGGCAUCCCGAGUAGAAACUUAGGUUUUCAGAACGUUCAAUUUAUAACGGUGUUGAACUCAGUCAUAAAUUUAUACCAGCAAACAAAGCAAACUAACUAGAAAACUUAAAGGGAAGUUGAUUAACUGUUUGUGCGUGAGUAGUUUUUUGGUUAUUUUAACUUUAAGCAAGAUAUUAUGAGUUUGUGAAUUAUCACAAUUUAAAAAUGCUUUUAUCUCGCUUAAAAGUUAAAAUACCGAUAAUGUUUAUCCAUUUAAGUUUAAUAAUAGGACAAUUCACAUUAACACUAAAACGAAUCGUAGAAAAGUACUAGUAUGCAACUAUACAAGUAUUAAUUUUAAAAUUGAUUUUGCAUAUUUGCUCUUUCGUUCGUUUAUAAAUUGGAGACGCCAAAUGCAUGUGUAUCAUCUACUUAUGCCUAUCUCAACCGCAGAUUUCCGCGGAUAUGUAUACUCUGCCAUCAAUUUUACACUGAUGAAAAUAGUUGACAAUGUUACUUGAAAACAGAAGCGUUAGAUAAAUACAUUAUAUACACAGAUAUUAAAUGAUAAUCAAUGGGAUACCUAAUAGUAAAACGUAUAGCAACAAAUCGAAAUUUCUAUUGUAUUGAUAUUCAGAUUGCGGAGGAUUCGUGGAAAAUAAAGGCGGUGCUAUUACAAUGAUGCAUAUGGUCGAAGAGUUUGAACCGGCCAUUUUGUUCGAUUGUAUAUGGUUGUUUCGAACGUCACAUAAAUAUUAUAAUUCAAAGACACAUAAUUUGUACAUGAAAGUCAUAACUUUGAACGAUUUAGGUAAGAUAAGCUAAUAUACUAAGCUAUAUAGAGUGUACCACGUAGAUAUGACCAUUAGCCGAAACAUUAUUUUAGAUAUCUUGGAUAAUAUUACAUUUUUUCGGUUAUUUAUUUUUUUUACAAUUUAAGAAACUAGUCUAAGUAGCUCUAUAAUAUGAUAUCAACAUUAUUUUGUGUCACCCUUAUUUUUGAGGGUGAAUCGACUACCAACUUUUAAUUUUAUAAUGGCAACUUAUCUUAAAAAUUGUAUUAAUAGACGAAGUAUUAGUUUAAAUACAUUUUGGAGUUGAAAGUUUUGAUUACCUUGAUAAGAUAUUCCAUUUUAAAUUAAUUAUUUGUCUUUUUAUGGAAUUUUUAAUAUUGGUUUUUAAAUCAAAAGUAGCUAAGGAGCCAAUUUCAUCCUCAAAAAAAAUGACAAAAAAUAAUACAGAUGUAAGAUAUUAGAACUACUUGUUUCUUAAAUUGUUAAAAAAAAAAAAACCGAAAAAGUUAAUACUUUUUAAGAUAUCGUAAUGAUCAUAUUAUAUUUAUGAGACACUAUGUAAUAUUAUUAAUAUAUAUAUAUUUAUUUAUUUAUAUGAAUGCACUUUCAGUAUAACAUACACUAUUAUGUUUAUAUAUCCUUAUAAAAAUAAUUAGUACCUAUUGUGUGAUUUUACCAUCGCAUAACAUGAAUAUUAUAUACUUAGGGUAAUAUGUGUGAUUUAAUUUUUAGCCGAAGCCAAUUUGGUCGUCCAAGAGGGGCGUACAUCCGAUGGCCGUUUAUUGCAAUGGAGAAACGGAUCUCAUUUCGUCGAAUUGGCCGUGCCCAUUGAAGUCGGCUAUUACGUUAGACUGACGGGGAAAUUCAAUUCCAAUUCUCGACUGGAAAUCGCUUACGCGGCCUUUUCUCAAUCAAGUAAUUUUAUAUCUACGUAUACAAUUAUUAUAGAGGUCCGAAAAAUACACGUUUUCGUAAUUAAUAUCUAAAUCUAUGAUCCCGGAUCUUUUUUGAAGUAUUUUUUUUUAUAUAUCAUUUUUUACAAAGUAUUUCCUCAGUCAGAUUUCCUUUUAGAAGAAAUACUAUCAUUGUAAAUCGGAGCAAAAUUGCUAGUAGAAAAGUUGUUCACAGAAAAAAAGUUUGUGUAUUGAAAAAAAAACGCACAAUAUAGUAAAACCAAUACAUUCCUGGGCACAUGCCACAUAAAAUAUAUUUUAAGACUUCAGUGCACUUAAGUUUUGUUCAUCAUUAAUAAAGUUUCACAAUAAGAAUUGGUAAAAUUGAAAUUCAACAGUCUAUUUUAGUUCAAUUAAAAGGCUUCAAAGCAUACCUCCUGCAGAUUAUGUUAAAGAGGACGCAUAUUAUAUGCAGUCAAACGUAAAGGGAUUGUGUCCCAUUGUCUCCCCAAUUCAACUCCCAAAAAUAGGUAGUACCUAACUGAUAUUUUAAACUAUCCCUACCUACUCAGUAUAUCUUUAUUAAUACAUCAUGAAUUUCCCUUGAAAUUACUUCUUCUACACUUCCUUAAAAUUAAUCAUCUACAUUUUACACAAACAAUUUUACGAACUAUGUACAAAAACCAUAAUCGUUCGCUGUUUAUUACUUAAUGCAGUGGUUCCCAACCUGGGGUAAUUUUACCCUACCCACUUCUCCCGGGGUAAAACACGAUUUUUCGAGGGAUUAAGAUUAAAUUAUUUUUUUUUGUUCUAUGUACUUUAUAUCUAUUAUUAUUAUAUCUGCAUCAGUCAUGUGUACUACAUGUAGGGUUGCAAAAGUAAUUUUGUAAUAAUAGAAUUGUUGUUAUGUAAUAGUUUUGGGGAUUAUUUUAUCUUAUAUCCAAACGACACUGAUAAUUGUAACACUUUCAAAUAAUAUUUAUAAUAUUAUAUUAUUUUGAAUUUCUUGGAAUUAUUUUUGUUAUAACAACUUCACAUUUUAUAUUCUAUUCAUAUACAAUUUUAUCAAUAUUUAAUUUAAUGGUUUUAACUAGUUGUUAGUCGUUCACCGUUCGUUUAUUAGUAUUCACUGUACUUGUAUGUUCCGUUCACUGACGACCAAUAUUGCCGAUUUUCUGAUUAUUUUGACGUGGAGCAAAAGCAGGUAAGUGUAAUAAUUUUAUUCUUUUUUAUGUUGGGAUUUCACAAUUUUCCUUUGAAUCAGGAACCAUGUCACAGGGGAAAAAAUGCUCAUACGAAGUAGCUUUUCUAUAAUGGUGUUUUACUAAGUUUGUUGAUAAAAGUGUUGAGAAGCCCCAAUCUGUUCUGUACAACAAAGUGCUCACAGCAGAAAGUAUGAAACCAAGCAAAUUAAAAGAACAUUUUGAAAAAAAUCAUCCUCAGUUUGUAGAAAAAGAUAUUGCAUUUUUCAAACGUAAAGAAGCUGUGUUAAAAAAAUGCGCGUAUGGAUUCAUCCGGCUACUUUAUUCAGUCAACUGAAGCUGGUCUUGAAGCUUCGUAUUGCAUCGCUUUUCGGAUUGUGAAAAACAAGAAACCUCAUACAAUUAGAAAGAACCUCAUCAAACCUUGUAUACUAGAUGCAGUUAAGCUCGUUCUUGGAGAGCAACAUGUCGAAAAAAUAAAUAAGAUAUCCCUUUCUAACAACACAAUCAAAAAUCGUAUCGAGGAUAUGAGCAAGAAUAUUUUGGACACUGCUCACUGAAAUAAGGUCAAGUCUUUUCUUCGCAUUACAGUUAGAUGAGUCGACCGACGUUGCAUCUUGUUCCUAGCUACUUGUCUAUGUUCGAUACAUAAAAGGCGACGACUUAAAAGAAUAAUACUUAUUCUCAGAAUCAUUGAGCACUACUGCAUGUGGGGAAGAUGUCUUUUGAACAAUUUUGUCGAUAAAAAGAAGCUGCAGUGGUCAAAGUUAAUAGGUGUCUGUACAAAUAGAGCACCAGCCAUGUUGGGCAUUCGUUUUUUCAAACAUUAAUGAAAGAAAUCAUUCCGUUUGCAUUAUUUAGCCACUGCAUUAUCCACCGUUAUGCUUUGGCAAUGAAAACUCUUCUACCUGAUUUAUUGGACACAUUUACUCAGGUAGUGAAAAGUAAACUACAUCCGAAGCAGUGAGACAAAUACAAAAGUUUUUAAGUACUUGUGUAAUGAACUAGAAGAACAAUUUGACGUCUUGUUGUUCCACACAGAGAUGCGUUGGUUGUCGUGAGGCAAGGUUUUAACAAGAGUGCUUGAGCUACGAGAAGAAUUUGCUUUGUUUCUAGAAAGGAAAAAAUCAGGCAAGGUAAAGGAGAAAGAGUUUCACGCCAAAAUAACAAAUUAUUUAUUUAUUUUUAAACUGGCAUAUAUAUCUUGCAGAUUUCUUCAAAGAAAUAAACACACAUAAUCUCAGUUUGCAAGGGAAUAUGACGAAUAUUUUAACAGCUCAAGAUAAGGUUCCCAGUUUCUUCGUAAAUUGCAACUUUACCAACGCAAAGCUGGAGUUGAGGGCAUUUAAAUUUUCCCAGAACUAACAAUGGUGCUCGACGAAAGAAAUGAAAAAUGCUCAUUCACAGAUCAAAUAACUCUUCACUUAUUAUCAAUAGUAGAUUCAAUCAGUAAAUAUUUUCCAGAUUUGAAAAAUCGUCAAGUAAAUGCUUGGAUGCUAAGACCCUUUUCAGUGAAUGAAAGUGUAUUUCCAGAUAUUAAAAUUGAAGCCAAAGCAUAAUUUUAAGACUUCGUGAAGACAACACAGAAAAUAGAUUUUUAAACACAACUAGCAACAUUUUGGCGAUAAAAUGUUGGCAAGUAUCCGUUAUUAUCGGAGAUAGCAUUGAAAAUACUGAUCCCUUUUUCCACAACGUACAAAUGUGAAAGUGGAUUUUUAACAAUGGUAACAAUGAAAAUAAAAGCAAGAAACCGAUUGAACUUGGUACACGACAUAAGAUGUGCAUUAGCCGAAACUGAACCGAAUAUUAAACAAAUAGAUAGAAAUAAGCAAUAUUAACCGUCUCAUUAACUAACAUUAUCAAUACUCAUUGAUGGUAAUAAAAACCUUUUUUUUUUCGUUUGAAAAAUUUAUAAAUAAAUUAUAAAUAUAAUCAUAAUGUAUAUUUUGUUUUCUUUAUUCUUUUAUUCAAGGGGAGGGGGUAUUUUUAAAUAUCUAACCUGAUUUAUGGGUAAAAGUCUCCAAAAGGUUGGGAACAGCUGACUUAAUGCUGAUGUAACUGUCACGGUCGUUCAGAUCGGUAGAGAGUUAUUUAGUUAUUUUUUCUCAUUAACUUUGAUGUCUUUUUUUAAUCCAUUAGAAGUUGAAUUUUCAAAAAUCCCUCCUAAGUGCUCUCUUACUUGUAUAUGAUGAAUCUCUGUGGACAAUUUCAAGUUCAUGUCUGUAAAUCAGUCAGUUUCUUCUGGAUAUUGAAUUAAUAAUUAAAUAAUUAGUUUUUUUUAGAGAGAGGGGUUUAACCUGAACAAUAAUGUCCAGGGGUGAAAAUAGGGAUUGAUCCCCUCUUUUGAAAUUCCGAUUAGUAAAUUAAUAACUCCUAUAACAAAAACUUAAUAGCCAGAACCCUCAUAAAAAUAAAUUCCUAUUUUUUCUGCAAGUGUCUUAUUUCCUCCAUACACAACAAUUUAAUGAGUCUUGACGUUAUAAAAAUUGAUUAUCAUUAUUAUUUAAUUGUUGAUUAAUUUUAGUAUUUUAGCAAUGCAAUAUAUCUACUGCGUUAUUAUUAUACUAUUUUGAUCUUAAUAACUAUAGGGCCGUGCUUUAGAAACGAAUUCCGUUGCGGCAAUGAACGGUGCAUACCGGUCAGACUGCAGUGCGAUGGUUUUGACCAUUGCGGCGACAACAGUGAUGAAUCGCCCGAGUGCUUUGAAGUCCACGGUAUCUAUGCUUGUUGCUCGUCUGUGUAUAUAAUAUAUAAUCGUUACACUAUGUUAUGAAUACAACUGGAGGACUGACCAGGAGCGCGCAUGGGCAUUAACAUAGUGGAGUGUGAAAACAAUUUUUUAUGUGGAAAAUGGUUCCACUUUUAAUCAAUAAUCAUAGUUACUGACGUAGUGGCGUAUAGUAAAAUGUUGAAAGCACAUGCAGUUAAUAAAAGUAUCCACUCGCCUACCCUCAUACAGUUUCAAACUGGAUGCCAUUGGUCAACCGUGUAAAACAUCCAACCGGCCUAAUCGAUGGCCUUUUAAUUAAGGGGGACAGUAUGGAUAUUAGAUACCACCAUCCCUCACAGAAAAUUAUCGAAGGUGGUUAGUUUUUGCCACCUAAAACCUGUUACCUAAUUUGCAGGUUUUAACUCUCCUUACAAAAAUGCAUAUCUAAGUUCGCCACUAGGGCUAAUUCACAAUCGAUCUCUUAUAACAAACAACAUGAGAAAAUCAUGGAAUCCAAAAAAAAAUAAAUAGUUGGUAAGGUAUGUUGGUUGCAAUACAAGACACGAUAGUCUGAUGGUAAAUAAUCAAUGAAAUACCUGUAUAGACACCUAACAUUUUCUACUAUUUUCACUUUUUCUUUUUAUACCAUUUUAAAAAUAUGAUAUCGCCAGUACCGGCCCAAUUUUUAAUAACACGAUUGUACGCUGGCGUUAUUCGGUCCUGUUCUAUACCAGUAUUCUACAUCCACUCCCUCAAGAGCAUAUGCAUGUGGCAUUAUCUAUUUGGUAAAUGUACACAAUACCACUGUAUAUAUCCAUGUGAGCAAAGCCGCCCAUUGGGUAAUUUUCAUUAUAUUAAAUGACAUUUCAAAAUCUAUUUAUAGCACAUAGAUACUAGGCUGGUAUUUCUUGAAAAGGAAUGAGGAAGAAAGGGUAUGUAAUUAUGUAAACAUUAGCUUUAAAAACAACUGUUAAGUGCUGAACUCAAGACAUUAUAAUAUUUGGUAUAAAUCUAGUUAAAUAAAGCCCAAGCUCGUUUUCAAAAUUUGUUUUUGCGUGUACAUUAAAAACGGAAAAAAAAGUUUAUAGGCGAAUUACGUUUGGAAAUAAUAGGAGAAAAUUUCAUUUAGAAUUUAGGUAACAUUUUCAAUAUUUUUUUUUCCAAAAUUGGUUUUUAAAAGUUUAAUCAAUUGGUAUAUAUCUAUAAUACUUACUUUUAUAUCUAUUUUAAAAUAGUAUAAUGUAUAAAUUAAUAUAAAUAUAUAAAUACAAAACUAGGUAUGUGUGUGAUAAAUGUGGUGUUCCAAAGAUAUUGCAAUUAUGGGAAACAUUAUGGUAAAUGAAGAAAUCAAUUUGUAAUUGAUUUUAGAUCUUGUAUUAAAUGAAGUUGAUGUGGUGACCAGAGGAAGUAAUUAUAAUCGAGACACGAACGACCGAACAAUCAGUAAAACAUUUUCAGGGUUAAAAUGUUACACAAAUUAUGGCAAUGUCGUCGUAAUAAAUCUUAACUGUCUUGUAGCCUUAUUGAUAAUUAAAGAGAUAUGACGGUUGAAAGUUAAAUCAAAAUAAAAGUAAUUCCCAAGCCCUUAAUAUGUGUGACAAUUAGCAACAUAAAGUUUGAUAUUGAAGAUGAAAAUUGUGUAUGUUCAAAUUCAUAUAAUUUUCAACGCACCAUUUUUCAAACUGAAUUAAUAUCACUCUGUACCAAAUAAAUCAUUUAUUGAUUCAAUAGAUCCGAAUAACCUACAAUCAUCAGCAAAAGAGUAAAAUUAAAUCAAAUUUUGGCGAAAAAUGGAGUACCAAGUCUCGUUGCACCCUUAAAUAUAAAUUAUAGAUAAUGCCACCAUGAAUUGGACAGUGUUGUUAGUCAGAUAUUUUUUAAUACUAAAAAUUGUUAAUUUAUAAUAAAAUAAAAUUUUGUAGAUGCGAAUUGCAUAUAUUGCCCAUUUAAUGGCAUAACCAUACCCUAGCACUCUUGGCCAGUCUACCAAUAAUUAAUUUUAGACAUACAUUUAUGUAAUAUCUGUCGUUAUGAAAUUAAUUUAAAUGGUUUCAUGGUCAGACAGAGAAUCAGCAGAAUACACGGAUAAAAGCUGGUAUGCAUACAAGUCCAACUAUUAUUUUCCAAACAGCACAUUAUACUCAAAACGGUAUCACAUCCUUAUAGGGUGUUUUAUAGGUAUGUAUAAUUAGUUUAAAUUUGAAUUCAAGUAAAUAAUUUUAAUAAUCAAAAACAUUUAUUGGUUUACUUUAAAAUAUACCUAUCUAAAAUCUAAGCUAGGAUGUAUAAACACUAAAAUAAUCACAUGAAUUGAAUUAGAUUAUGUAAUUAAAGUACUUAAAGACAGUAAAAUCUAAAUUUAAGUGUACAUUAAAAUAAACAAAAAAAAUAAUUUUCAUUUUCGGAUAGGUAUUAAGUUAUAAUAUAAUAAAGUUUUCUCAAUAAUUGCAGGUUUUAUAGUAUUUUUAAUAAUAAUACUAUUGGCAGUUUACAAAAUUACUACGCAUUAUCACUUCCAAACAAAUUUCCAUAAUCGACUCAUAUCAAUCAGUCAAUUACUCUGUAAGAAUAUACAUCAUAAUUUUUGA